AAUAGUCUUUAUAGGGUUUAAAGUGGACCAUCAUUUUCACUAAAAUAAGUCUGAACAUUGAUACAAACAUGAUAAUACAACACUAUUCAAUCCAUGUUUGAUCGAAGAUGAAUUUGGCACAUAGUCCUUCAUUUGUAAUCUUGAGUUUUACUAAACAGUUGCCAACAAUGCAAAUUGGUUAAUGUAUAACCAGAAAUGAAGUCAUUAAUAUUAAAAAAAUUAAAAUUAACCUUGUUUCAUGUAAUUGACUCGCCAAAAAUACAAAGAUAGAAAUGUUUAGUGAACUUAGACAGUCUCUAACUUUUCAUAUCCAAAUCUCGGGUAAUCUCUCAUGAAGCUUCACAUUCCAACUCACAUCCACAAAAUAGUAAUAAUGGUGACAUAUAUAGAAUAUUAUUUAAUUUUUUAAAUUUAAAUUUAAUAUUUGAGUAUCUUAUUAAGUAAAUGAAAUUAACUUUCAUCCAUCAACUUAAAAUUAAUUUUAGACACAUGUUCUCCAAAAUCUCAUCAUAUAGAUCAUUCCAAAUAUCCAAACGUAGUAACCCAUCCAACAAAGUCUAAAAGUUUAAAACAAUAGUAAGAUAUUAAAUUUGGUAACGAAUGCAUAACAUAUUCAUUCUUAAUAAACUAAAUGAUAAUACAUACCAAUUAAAUAAAUGUUGUCAACAGUUUUUUGGAGAACUCGUUUGAAUGGAAUCUGAUCAAAAAUUGAGUUUUCACUAAGUAUAAAACCACAAAACACCUGACUGCGUUCGACUAAAUUGAUGUGGAAUUGGUGGGGAGUAUUCCUUCUCGAUCCAUCACAAGGUUUAACUUCAAAUCGCCAGAAUAUUUUCCAUCCAUCUUCAUCAAAAAGCUGAAGUAGUGUGUAUCCAGUAAUUGAUGAGGAAGUGUUACUUCAAUUUUACAACCCUAAUUUUAAAGGGAAAAUAAACAAAAUUUAUUAUACAAUAAACCAAAAAUGAAAAAUAAAUAUUACAUAGAACUUACAUUUGGAUCAGCAAUAAUAAGAUGCUUCUCUUUCAGAUUUAGCGGACUUGUUGUUUGUUAUACUGUUAAUUCCUUUGCCCAAACUUUGACAUUAGUUGAUUCUUUAGUAAGGUUGGAAAUUAGGGUGUUAUUGUUUGCCAUGAAGUUAAGUUUGACUUUCGGUUUUCUCUGAUUUUUCUUGAAUGAGUGAAAAUGUCUUAGAGAAUUUAAGAUUUGAUAGAUAUGUUUAGAUUGUUCUUUUGAAAAGUUUUAACUUUUCAUCAAAUAUUAAAGAAACAUCAAAAGGAUUAUAAGCGAGUAAUAAUAUUCAGAACAUAAGGAUAACAUACUUAAAUGGUGAUAAACAAUAAAUUCGAUAUAACUUGAUAAUUUGUCAGUGUGUUGUCGUUCAAUAAAAAUAAAUUUAUUUAUUAAAUAUUGUUUUAAAUAUAAAAAAUAAAUGCAUAAUAUAUGUACUAUUAAAAUGAUGAUUUUUACAUAUAAUGAAAAUCAAAUCUUACUUAACAAUAUCAGAUUUGUUUUAAAGAAUUAAUUUACCUAGUAUAUAUUCAGUUUUUACUAUAUUCUAAACAACAAUAUAUGUUUUUGUUUAAUGGUUCAACACAAAGAUAUUUUCAUAUUUGUCUAAACAUUUUGUAAAUCUUCUAAUAUAUAUGAAAAUACAUUAAUUCAUCUACCAUCACUCUAUAAAUGAUAUUAUACUUUUACAAUAUUCAAUAUCAAAAUAUUUGCACUACCUAAUAAUUAUUUACAUAAUCAAAUAUAUAUCAAAAUACUUUAUUAACCUAUCAAUGUAAUGUAAAUGACUAAUUUUCAUAUGAAUAUGAUGUUCUUAAUCAAUAUAGUAAUUGUGAUCUAUUGUAUAUUUUAUAUAGUAACAAAUAUAUGAUUUAUGAAUAUCAAAGCUUUAUAAUUUUAUGGAACUAUGUUAAAAUAUUUUGUAAAUUUUAUCUAUAGUUAUUAGUAAAUUUAUACUUGAGACUCAAAUCCAUUUUCUUGGUAUAAGAUCAUUAAUAAAUUUUUAGUCAAACUGAUGGUAAAAGUUUUUACAAUUUCUUCCUAACUACUUAAUACCUGAAAAUAAAAUAAUAACAAUAAUAAAAUAGCUUGAUUUUCUUCUACAAUUUGUUUUUUUUUUAAAUUAAGUAUCUUAGCUAAAAUAAACUAAAAAUCUAAAAUAUUAAGUUAUAUAAUAACUUAUUCUAAACCAAUAUGAAAGAAAAGGUUAAAAUUCAUUGCCAAACAAAAAUAAAAUAGUGAAAUAUGUUGGUAGAAAAAGAUGGGUAAUUUUUUGUUAAAGAAAUAACAUUAAAUUUCAUCAGUCAGAAAAUUUGAUAUAAAUUAAUAUAACAAGAACAAUGAAGAAAUGGUGUUGACUAGUGACCAAAAUAAUUAAUAACGAAGAAAUGGUAUUGACAAAUGACCAAACCAAUUAAUAAUCAUUUGUUGGAUCUGUAUAUUUUUUUGACUGAAAUUUGUUGUAAUUUUUUGAUAAUCAAUUUAUUGUUUUCAUUUAACCAAAAAGAGCUUCAUAUUCCUCUAUUCUAUUUCAAACUUUUCUUCGGUCAGAUUUGUUGCGAUACAGAUAAUUCAUCAUUUGGUGUGAAUGAUCAUGGCUGUCCCGGAAAAUGAUGAUGUGAAAGUGGACUCUUCUGAUCAAAAUCUAGACAACACUGCUUCAUUAGCAGCUACGAUGAGGCCGCCAUCUUCUGAUGAUCAGAACCCUGAAUCCAACUCUUCUGUUGAGACACCAAACUCAACAAAGGGCAGUGAAGGGGCUCUCAAGAGUGAGAUAAGUCAUAUGGAUGUUAAGUUUUCUAAACUAAAUCCGAUGGCUAAGGAGUAUGUUCCACAGCCACUUGCUCCAACCCUCCCUGUGUUUGUGGAGAAUAGCUUAUGGUUUACCAACAGUUUCGCAAUGCAAGCUUUCUCUGCUGAGGACAAUGACCUUUUCGAUACAAGGAGAAUGAACUUUGGCCAAUGGAAGCGAAGGAUGAGCAAGAAAACAAGCCUGGCUCAGAAGGAAGCUGUAAUCAGGAGAACUGUCCAUGUCUUAGACAUUGAUCAACAGGUUAGUGAGGAGCAACUUGCUGGUCUCUUUCAAUCAUGUGGGCAGAUUGUUGAUUGUCGUAUAUGCGGUGACAAUAAAUCUAGUCUCCGUCUUGCCUUCAUUGAGUUCGCUGAUGAAGAGGGAGCUAGGUCUGCUGUAAGCCUAUCAGGAACUCUGUUUGGUUCUUAUCCUAUAAAGGUUCGUCUUUCAAAAACAGCUAUUGCACCUGUGAACCCGAGUCUCCUUCCAAAGUCUGAGGAUGAGCGUGAGAAAUGUGCAAAGACUGUUUACUGUACUAAUAUCGACAAGAAGGUCACUCAGAUGGAACUGGAAGAUUUCUUUAAAGCAGCAUGUGGGGAGAUUCAACAUGUGAGGCUUAUUGGAGACUGUCAUCACCAAACCUGCAUUGCUUUUGUUGAAUUUAAGCUGGUGGAAAGUGCAGUUUCUGCUCUUAAUUGCAGCGGUAUUGUCUUGGGCGGUCUCCCUUUAAGGGUGAGCCAGUCAAAGACACCAGUGAGGCUAGACCAACCUGAUUUAAACUAAUGGUAACUUCAUCGAUUCAAGGAGAGAAAGAGCGAUCAAAUGUUAUUUUAAAGAUACUCAGAAGCGUUUUAUGUUCGUAUAAUUAACAAUCCUUUUUGUUACUUAACCUCUCAGACUUUCUCCUUCUUCUAUUUGCGUUAUGGACCAAAUUGUUCGGUUUAUUUUCUUUUAUAUUCAUGGAUCAUCUUAAGACUCUUUUUUUGGGGAAAUCUUUGACUUUGCUCUAUCUUUUGUCUGAAUCUCCAUGCAUAGACAUCUGGUAAGAUUACUCAGUGUGUUUAUUUGUUUUAAAUUCUUGUCAAAUUCUUUCAUUAAUCUUUCUUCUUGUUUCUGUUAGAUUUUAGGAGAGUCUUUGCUUUGUGAAAGAAUAUUUAUUUUCUAUGUUAUUUAGGUUUGAUCUGCUUUUUUUAGUUUAUAAUCAUAUUAUUGUCUGAAAGUUAGCUUGCCAAGAUAUAGGCGACCAUUAUGGUCAAACAAAACCAUCUACUAAAAAGGCCAUAUAUCUUGAUAUACUAUAUUCACUAAACUACAGUUUUUUUUUAUAAAUUAGGAAAUCCUAAAUACUUUAUUCAAUAGUUUUAAAAUCUAAAGUGUUUGUUGGUGUUGUGAUCAUUUCAGACUAGAUCUUUUCCACAAUUAUUUUGAACUUUACUUGUUAGGUUCUUUUGAUGUGG
Brassica napus (rape) is the source of this 4257-nucleotide messenger RNA. Its product is annotated as polyadenylate-binding protein-interacting protein 13-like. Lineage: Eukaryota; Viridiplantae; Streptophyta; Magnoliopsida; Brassicales; Brassicaceae. The record is from RefSeq and is a predicted model, not a curated record. The transcript has 10 exons. Bases 2597 to 3583 code for a protein of 328 amino acids. Gene Ontology annotation, molecular function: RNA binding.